Molecule: messenger RNA, 3131 nt
Organism: Chlamydomonas reinhardtii
Lineage: Eukaryota; Viridiplantae; Chlorophyta; Chlorophyceae; Chlamydomonadales; Chlamydomonadaceae
Exons: 6
Coding region: 308-1783 (491 amino acids)
Cellular component (GO): extracellular region
Source: RefSeq, a predicted model, not a curated record
CUUGGUGGUGCGAGCCUGCUGUAUGGUGCACAAACUUGCCACGCUAGUAACGCGGCAUAUUAAGACAGUUCAACCAGCCGCCUUCCAGACAUUAAUUUACUUUGUCGCGCUCAAACGCAUGCUCAAAAGCAAUACGAUCAAAAGUCUACGCGCAGUCAAAAGGGCAUCCCAGGCCCUUGAGCAAACCGUUCUGUCAGUGGGAGCUGCGGACGUUCACCAUCAGUGCCCUAAGACCUACAUAAUGAGUGUAUAAUGCGCACUGGCUUUUGUCGGCGUGCCGCGAACGAUGUGUGCUGGAUUGGGCGCCAUGCCUGUGAUCCUUCUCGCCCUCCUCUUCGUCAGCUUAACGUCGGGCGCGGAUGAUACCCAGUAUUACAGUCAGAUAACUAGGUCGCUUUCAACGAGGCGGCGAGUGCUUCGCGCACAGCCCGACUUACCAGCAGUCAACGAUGUAGCAGGGAUACCAGGGGGCCCAACCAGGGCGCGGCAAUUGCCAAAGCCCACCGACCCGGCACUUUUCGGUGUGGGCACCUUCGAGUCGCCUACGGACGUCGGUACUGCGGCUGCCGUCGAGCCGCCGUCCCUACCACCUCCCCUCCUCCGUGGCACCAGCGCCCCAGACUCUCAGCAGCAGACAGCGGAUGCCACAACCAUGCAAACACGCCAGGCGGCGGCUCCGCUUGUCAGCCCCGUCAAGGCCACCGGCAACACGAAAGCAAAAACUGCUGUGGCAGCCCGGCGGCCAGCCUCCCGCCGCCCUCCUCGGCCGCCUCCCAAGCCGCCGGCUCCUCCACUGCCACCAGACCAGCCAUCCCUGCCAGAUGGAAGCAUUGCACCGCCAUCCUCGCCACCAGACACGCCGCCGCCGGACACACCCGACCAGCCGUCGCCGCCGUCGCCGUCGCCGCAACGUCGGGAGCCCUCGCCGCCGCGCCCUGCACAGGUCCUCAUAGACGGCUGGUGGAUCACUGGCAUUACUGACGGAAAUUCCGGCAGUGACAGUGGCAGCAAUGGCGCAGGGGAUACCAUCAGCCCGCCGCCGCCGUCACCGCGCCCGCCCAUUCCCCGGCGGCUUGCGUCAGGCGGCGGCCUUGGGAUCGGCGUCGAGAGGGGCGAGGUUGGCAGCCCGCCGGUUGCCGCUCGGCCACCACCGCCGUCGCCCCAGCCUUCGCCCCCGCCGCCGCCUUCGCCGCCCCCGCCUCCGCCUCCGCCGCCUUCACCACAACCUCCGCCGCCCACGCCACCGCUGCCGCCGCGAGCGCCACGGCCGCCGCCGGCUCCCUCUCUGAUCGACAUCCAGAUCAUCUUGGAUGCCCAUAACGCCGCGCGCGCUUUGGCGGGCGUGCGGCCUCUGAGCUGGGAUGCGGGCCUGGCGGCCUCCGCGCAGUCGUGGAGCAGCCAGUGCACGUGGCAGCACUCGAGCGGGAGCUACGGCGAGAACCUAGCGUCCGGGGCCUACCGUACCAGCAAGGAUCCCCUCAACGGCAUUGGCAUCUGGUACAAUGAGGUGUGCGAGUACGACUUCUCCAAGCCCGGCUUCGCGUCCGCCACCGGCCACUACACGCAGAUGGUGUGGGCCGACACACGCACCGUGGGGUGCGGCUACACGGCCUGCCCCGACGGCGUGAUGGGGCUUGGCGCCAAGACGGGCGUUCUGGUGUGCCAGUACUGGCCCCCGGGCAAUCUGGACUCUGCUUCCAAGUUCAGGGACAACGUGCCGCCGCCCCGCACCUUCCCCGACCGUUGCCCCAAUGGGUACGGCAGCAGCGCCGGAAGGCGCUAACCUGAAGAUCGGUUAUGCAUUCAUUCACGAGAAAAAGCUGCUCAGGCCAAUCACGGGCGAUACAGUUUUGGACUUCAAAAGCACUUAUGACAACUAAAAGGUGACGCGGGAAGGAUGUGGCCCACAACCUGGUUUCGUGCCUGCUCGUGCCAUGCUUUGCCGCAGCAGGAUAGAGGAGGCUUUGCCUACCAUAUUAUAUUGGACCGAGAGAUACUUUGAAAAGCGAAAGGAGCUUGGGCAGGACUGAGUUUGAAUGCGAGGGCGUGUGGCGUGUGUUGCGCGACAAGUAAUACUGGGGGCGGCAAGGGUUGUGUGAAACAUUGAGACAUGAGGGGGGAUCAUGAAUGAAAUCUAUCAACAUCGAAGCAUAUCUAGGUGUACAUAAACCCGUACAAAUUGCGGCGGCUGAGCUAGCCUUUCCGUCUCUCAGUGUGUGUGUGUGUGUGUGUGUGUGUGUGUGUGUGUGUGUGUGUGUGUGUGUGUGUGUACAGGCCUUUGCAUUUGCACGGCGCUGUGUGAUCACGUGCUUGCUUCUGUCUUGUGGCAUGGAGUGUGACGAUGCGCGUUGCCUAUUUUACUCAGGCCUGCUAGCGCUGUUUGUGCCGUCCCUUACCAGUCUAUCGUGUGUGCCGUGAUCCACGAGUGUGAGUUUGUCGACUUAGCUCGUAAAUGGUACUGCUUAUUUUUGAGGCACAUCAAUGCCGGGCAACGACCCGGCUGCUUCUAUGAGAGCGUCCUUCGCCCACCGGCGGCAAGAGUUCAGAGUUGGUUGAAGCGGAGUUGAACGCGCGGGGUGUUAUGCGGAGUGUGGAGGAGUGCUGUUGAGCCCAACCCGGUGGCUCUGGACCGAAGAUGACGAAGAUAUACCGAGUUUUCGUGGCAUAUGAUUUUUUUGUUUAGUGGUUGCUUCCUGAAGCCCAGCCUCGCAGCCUCAGGCAGCGCGGCCAAAGCCGGGCAUGCCCUUUUUGGCGGGAGCUGGGGGUUAGUUUGACUGUGAGAUUUUGAGGCCAGGGCCUCUUUCAUUCUUUUGUGUUCCUGUUGCGCGCCUUGCACACGCCGACAGAUGUGAACUUUUAUGUUGGCAUUCGCCCAUACGAGCGUCUUGCUAGCUGAAACAAUCGUGGCGUGUGGUGGAAGCAAAUGAAAUGACACGGUUGGGGAGGCGUACAAGUACAGCUUGCAUCAGUAGCAUGCUAAGUACCCCCUCAGAAAACGGCAGGCUGUGAGAUGCCAGUGAAGAUGGGUGGAGUUUGCGUACCGUACUUGCUAGCAGCUGAAAUGCUGCAUUUGCCAAUUGGCGUGAGGUGUGUUUAAAUUCAUGAUGGGAUUGAUGUAACAAACGGACCCU